Molecule: messenger RNA, 4216 nt
Organism: Polypterus senegalus (gray bichir)
Lineage: Eukaryota; Metazoa; Chordata; Cladistia; Polypteriformes; Polypteridae
Gene: antxr2a
Product: ANTXR cell adhesion molecule 2a
Exons: 17
Coding region: 209-1669 (486 amino acids)
Cellular component (GO): membrane
Molecular function (GO): signaling receptor activity
Source: RefSeq, a predicted model, not a curated record
GUUUCCGAUUUUUUUUUUUUAUACACAAGUUUGAUAAUGUUGCACAGAGUGGUGGAGAAAAGCAGCCGGCAGGACAUAAUUAAUUCGAGACAAGCCCCUUUCGGAAUUGCACUGCUACGCAGCUGUGCUGCAAUUCCUCUCUGCCUUCCAGUUUGUCUAAACAGCGAGUGAGACGCCUUGGAUCGAAACAACUACUGUAACGAGCGCCAUGAGCAGGAUAAAAAGCAACGAUGUGAAAUCUAAUAGAACCGCGGCGUGGGUCCUUGUGCUGCUGGCGUUGGCGAUGAGCCCCACACUUUGUGUCAUGGACGAAGCGGCGUGCCACGGUGCCUUUGACCUCUACUUCGUGCUGGAUAAAUCUGGAAGUGUAUCAGACAACUGGAUAGAAAUAUAUGAAUUUGUAGAGCAGCUUACUCACAAAUUUGUAAGCCCUAGGAUGAGGAUCUCAUUCAUAACAUUUUCUACAAAUGCAGAAAUACUGAUGCCGCUUACAGGAGACAGGUAUGAAAUCAGCCGUGGUUUAGAAAACUUAAGAAAUGUGAAACCAGUGGGUGAAACUUACAUGCAUUUAGGAAUAGAAUUGGCUACAGAACAGAUUGAAAAACAUAAAGCCGAAAGAACAUCUAGUACUAUAAUUGCCCUGACAGAUGGAGAGCUGGAGGAUUUGCUUUUACCAUAUGCAGUAAAGGAAGCCAAUAAAGCAAGACAAUUAGGUGCCAGAGUUUAUUGUGUUGGUGUUCAGGAUUUUGUUGAAAAUCAGCUUGCACAAGUAGCUGACACUAAAGAUCAAGUAUUCCCUGUCAAAGAUGGAUUUCAAGCUCUUAGAGGCAUAAUAAAUGCGAUACUAAAACAGUCUUGCACAGAAAUUUUGAGCAUUGAACCAUCAACUGUCUGCAUUAAUCAAACCUUUGAAAUUGUUCUUCGAGGAAAUGGGUUCACAGUUGGCAGAAACAAGGAAGGGGUCACGUGCAGCUAUGUUAUUAAUGAAAUGACAAUUAAUGAGAAGCCAAGCAUAGUACAAGAUGAUUAUCUACUCUGUCCAGCACCCACGCUACAUGAAGUUGGACAAAAAUUGGAGGUACGUGUCAGUGUAAAUGAUGGGCAGGCUUUCAUCUCCGGUGGAAUCACAAUUACUGCCACAUCUUGUGCUGAUGGGUCAAUCGUUAUUAUCAUCAUUCUGAUACUUUUAAUCUUAGUGGGUAUUCUUCUUAUGUGGUGGUUCUGGCCUCUCUGCUGUAAAGUGGUUAUUAAAGAUCCUCCACCACCUCCUCCACCAAAAGCUCCAGAGCCAGAAGAACCACCUUUGCCUAAGAAAAAGUGGGCAACUGUAGAUGCUUCGUAUUAUGGUGGCAGAGGAGCUGGUGGCAUUAAAAGAAUGGAGGUUCGCUGGGGAGAGAAAGGAUCAACUGAAGAAGGGACCAGAUUAGAGAAAGCAAAAAAUGCUAUUGUGAAUGUACAAGAAGAAGCUGAAGAACCAAUGAUGCGGAAACCUGUACGUCCUACACCAGCGUCCCAAACCACAGAAUCAAAAUGGUAUACCCCAAUCAAGGGUCGACUAGAUGCACUCUGGGCCCUAAUGCGAAGGCAGUAUGAUAGAGUUUCUUUAAUGAGACCACAAGCUGGUGAUGAGGGUCGAUGUAUAAACUUCAGUCGUGUCCAAAACCAGUAGACGAAAAGUGCAAGUGAUCAUUUCAUACACAGUCAUCAGCUGAGGACCAAAGUAAACCUGCCCCUAGAACUUACUGCUUUAUUUUUGAAAACCACUAUGCAUUUUUGUGUUGCUUUCAUAUUUCUGCAUUUCAGGAAGCAUUGAGGACUUUAAAUGCAGCUCUAUGAACUGUGCUGUCUAUUUAGUACCUUCUCACACUAUUGCAUCCUAUUAAUUUGUUUUUGAAAAUGGAGAUAUAAUGACACAUGAAAGGUAUAAGUGCACUAAACAUUCACCAUUUUGUGCCAUGUGGCAUUUUUUGACACUUUUGAACACAUACAAGAUUUAACAUAUUCUGACCAUAUUGUGCCUUCUGUAGAAUACCUAAUUUCAUGGACACAGACAGCAGCUAUUUAAACAAACAGAAGAAAGGGAGGGGAUACAAAACAGGGAAUGGAAGGGGCUGGUUGCCAUUGGCGAGAAAAUAAAAAUAAUCUCAAUGGGCCUAACAAGUGCAAAAGUCCAUUGCCUUUUGGCGAUGUCUCAUCACAAAAUCUUUCCAACUCCACCAUCGCUUCAUGCCUAGCAGGGAGCUUCUGACUGAAAAUCUUGUCAUUUUAACACUGAAAAGUGCACACGCAUGACAAAAUGUAGAUGGGAUGCCCCCAGGUAUUGGAAAUAGAAAGACUUUGCCCUUUAGUUUUUUGAGACACCUUUCUUUCAUUAUGCACCCGGGACACAAAGAUUAAUAGAGCGUUAUUGUACAGCAAGAACGCCUGUAACCAAAGAUCUUUGGCAGGGUUUGAAGGAGUGAUGUUUUAAGACCUUGACAUGGGGGCUGGUGUUUUUAACAUUACCCUCUUUCAUUGUAAGUUCAGUAACGCGUAAAGCAUCAUCAUCCAUAAACAUACCUAUCAGUUUUAGUCUUAAUACAAAUGCAGCAGUCUCAAAGCCAGUAUCUCCACUGUUUCAAAUCUCCAAGGGCUUCUCCGCGUCACAAGCCAGCAACUCUCUUUGCAUGAGAAUUUCAAAGUUUAAUUAAUAUAAUUAAAGGCAACAGCAAGCAGCAGCCUGUGAAGAUUUUGCUCAUCUUUUUUAUACCUUUUGACAUUGAAUGACCUAUUACUGUAUAUGCAUUGCUCAGAUUUUGAGGAGCACCAUCCUUUGGAUAUGUUAAGCCACUUCCCAAAUAAAAAAAAAGCAAAAAGGAAGAUGAAAUGGCAGAUAUUGUUCACUUUCUGAUACAAUAUUCACAGUCAUCUGAGCUUUGGAAUAAAUAUCGAGCACUGUAUUUAUUGUAAAAUUUUCAACCGCCCUGUCACGUCAACAACCCCAAAUGAUGCUAGUGCGAGCGGAAACACUGUGGGGGAGGAAGGAGGCAGCAGCUGAAGAAAAAGGCUCGAACGAUCUAGUCACUUUCGAUACGGUGUUUCAGAUGCAAAAUGGAUAUUCGAGUCGAAACCUGACAAAGCGCGCCUGCUUUGAUGUGAACUGGUAUAGACAAUGACCAGUGGCUGGGUCAGUGGGAUGUCUCUCUGCAAGCAGAGAAGCUUAUCAAAUGACACUAAAAAUAAGUUCAACAACCAUCACGUUUGAGGGGAAUAGGCGAACAUUUCACAUUUUGUGGGCAUGCAAGUGCACGAGAUAGGAAGAGCGUUCCUGAAGCAUCCUGGUCUAAUUAUUUCUUUGUGCUCUUCAUCGAAAUUGUAAGGGACAUAAAUAAUUCUCUUGGUUGACUUCCAAAUGUGUGGGUUAGCUGUAAGAAGCUUUUUGCGUUUAGCCACUUGCAUAAUCCUUCGGUUAACUUCUAAAUGAUACAUUUGCACAUGGAUACCUAAAAACAUUGGAUUAUAUACAUCAGCAUUCUGCUUUGUUUGAUUGCUUUUUCUUCAUGCUUUCUUUUUCCUUUAAAUGAAAAGCGAAAGCCUGUAAAUAACCCGUAUUAAUGAGCUGUUUAUGCACACCAGUCAAAACGCGAACUAUCUUCCAGUGAUGUUUUACAUAAAUAUGAACUUAAUUACAAAGUGUACAUGGGCACAGUAGCUUUCGCUUAUAUUGCAGUAGUUAUAAAAUAUGGUCUAAGGCAAAGGAUAUUAUUUCCAAAUGUCCACAUCUGACUAUGUGUCAUGCAGUCCUACAAGACCAUGUCUGUCACUUAUUUACUACUUAAAGAGCAUAGAUGCACAAAGAGUAGUAAGGUGAGCACAGACUGUCCUUAGAAAUCUGCUUGUUUUUUACACCAAGUUUAACAACUUUUUUGAUUUCUAAAAAUUAAGUGCUUUUUGGCAUUGAUUUAUUUGUAACUAUUAAACGUUUUUCUAUUAAAUAAUAAUCUAAGCAUAGACUUUUUAUGCAGUUAACAUUCACAGCUGAAGAAAAAAAAACAUAAUUCUUGUAUUAUAUUAAAAUUAAUUUUAUUUAAUUAUGGUUCCUAAUGUAUAGCAAGAUGAAGAUGUUUUGCAACAUGGCUCUUUGAGGAUACAUAUAGGUGUACUCUUAAUUUUAAUUUUGUGCACUUAAUUUUUAUUUUUAACACUUCUGUUAACCAAUGACAUUUUCAUUAACAAA